Molecule: messenger RNA, 1517 nt
Organism: Paramecium primaurelia
Lineage: Eukaryota; Ciliophora; Oligohymenophorea; Peniculida; Parameciidae
Source: the annotation of a GenBank genome assembly
AUGAAAUCUCCUUUAAAAGAUUUUGCUUCAACAUAAAUUGAUGAAAAGAGGAGUUCCUUUUGGUAAUUCAAAAACAUUACAAACAUUCCUCUAACCAUCAAUUUCGAUAGAUUCAAUGUGUAUUCUGAAAAGAAAAAAACGUUUAAAGAGAUAGAGAUAGCUAAAAUGAAGAGUUUAAUCUUUAAGAAAAAGAAGAAUCAAGUAUUAUGAGAAUUUGAUUUUAGACUGGAGUAUUAAUUGUUGAUAUAACAGAUUGUAUCAUUUCAAUAGUUGAAAAUAAUCAUAUUGGACAUGGUCUUUAAUUUACUAAAGCAACUUUUUAGUUUCUGAUAUUUGGAUCUCAAAUUCUUGAUUGGUUUGAAUCAUUAAAAAAAUAUUGUUAUUAAACAGAAUUUAGUAAUAAAUAUGAGUUAUUGACUUUACUCAACAGAGGAUCAUUAUAUAAAGUAUCAAUUUAUCAAAUAAAUAAGUUAUACGAUGCAAUAAAUAUCUUUGAAUAAAUUAAUUAUACUGUGAAAGUAUAUGAAAAAUAAAUAUUCACAAAAUAAUCUGAUAUUGAUGCAAUCAAAAAGGAGAUUUCCAUCUUUAGAUAGAUGAAUCAUCCUGGAGUUGUAAAUUUAAUAGAGGUGUUUGAAAAUGAGUAAGGAUUCUUAAUAGUAUAUGAUUCUUUUGAAGGAGGCACUUUAAGUGAUAUGAUAAAGAAAUAUUAGAUUCCAGAAUAAUAAGCAAUUAAGAUUAUUUUUAGAUUGCUAGAUUCUUUAAGUUAUAUUCAUGAAUAGAAUGUAUUACAUAGAAAUUUGAAACCAGAAAAUAUUUUAUUAAAGAAUCUUUUGGCUCCAAAUAAUGUUUAAAUUAGUGAUUUUAGUCUUGCUGAUUUUUUUAGAAGAGAUAAUAAAUAUUUAUUUACUCGUUGUGGUACACCUGGUUAUGUGGCUCCAGAAAUUCUAUAAGAUAAAAGUUAUGAUUUUAAGGUUGAUGUCUAUAGUUUAGGUGUUAUCUUCUAUACUAUGUUAUCAGGAGGUAUUUCUCCAUUUCCAACAAAAAGCUAUGAUGAAAGGAUUUUUCUAAAUUAUCAAGGUCAAAUUGAUUUUUCAAUAAUUGAUGCUUCAUCUGAUGCUUUGGAUUUAUUAAAAUAAUUGCUUGAAAUCAAUCCAUAGAAAAGAAUCAAUUCUUUUUAAGCAAUUUGGCAUCCUGCUUUCAAAGGAUUACAUAAACUUAAAAUAACUAGCUUAGAAACAGAAAAGAGAAAUUCUUCAAUUAAAUUAACUAUUAAAUAAAGUCUGCCUCCUAAAACAAUAGAGAAUCUAAAAUUAAUUCCUUGUCCCAUUAAUCAAUUACCUCCUGCAUCAAUAUAAUUUUAAAGAAGAUAAAAAUUUAGAAUUGCUUUUAAAAAUAGUCGCCAGUCUCUAAGUAAUGCUUCAUCUCCAUUGGUUUCACCAGGAAGAAAAUUGUUUACAAUGCAAUCUCAAAAAACACUCUUUUCAAAUUUAUUUGAGAAGGGGACAUAAAUUUAUUGA